Anastrepha obliqua is the source of this 2910-nucleotide messenger RNA. RefSeq names its product dihydropyrimidinase (gene CRMP). Gene Ontology annotation, cellular component: cytosol; cytoplasm. The record is from RefSeq and is a predicted model, not a curated record. Gene Ontology annotation, molecular function: dihydropyrimidinase activity. The transcript is spliced from 10 exons. Bases 201 to 1994 code for a protein of 597 amino acids. Gene Ontology annotation, biological process: pyrimidine nucleobase catabolic process. Lineage: Eukaryota; Metazoa; Arthropoda; Insecta; Diptera; Tephritidae.
AGCGUGUUUGAUACAUUUCGACUUAGCUACAAGUAGUGGCUUGCUAAGAAUUUUAUAAAAAGUUCUUAAUUCAUAUUUUAUAUUGUGAGUUUGUGUCGGCAUAGACCGCGACGAAUCAAUCGAAUAAAACACUGAUAUUGUAUAGCCGUUAGCCGUUUACGAUAAAUUGAACGUUGAGAGUAAGGUAAAUUUCCAGUAACAUGGCAACAAGUCCAAAGCCCGUCAAGAAGGUUCCCAUCCACCUGCAGAGCUCUCAAAACCGCAUCUACAUCAAGAAUGGGCACAUUGUUAAUCACGACAAGUCAUUUAAGGCCGAUAUUUAUAUUGAAGAUGGCAUAAUCAAAUUUGUGGGUCCCGCCUCUGAGAUUGUUGUGCCCGGUGGUGUGCGUAUAGUGGAUGCUUCCAACAAGUUGGUGUUACCAGGUGGCAUAGAUCCACAUACUCACAUGCAGUUGAAGUUUGGCGGUUGUGUGGCUGUGGAUGAUUUCUAUCAUGGCACCAAAGCAGCUGUAGCUGGCGGUACCACCACCAUCAUCGACUUCGUGCUGCCUAACAAGGGCGAAUCACUUGUUGAAGCCUACGACAAAUGGCGCGCCUGGGCUGAUCCAAAAGUCUGCUGUGAUUAUGCUCUUCAUGUAGGCAUCACCUGGUGGUCCAAAUCUGUGUCGGAGGAAAUGAAAAUUAUGUGUGAAGAGUUGGGUGUCAACUCCUUUAAAGUAUUCAUGGCCUACAAGGGCCUCUAUCAAUUAAACGAUUCCGAGUUAUUGGAUGUUUUUGAGCGCAUACGUUCCCUAAAUGGUGUUGCGCAGGUGCAUGCCGAGAAUGGUGAUGUUAUCGCAAAGAAUGUGCAGAAAUUGUUAGCUGCCGGCGUAACUGGCCCAGAGGGUCAUGAGCUAUCACGACAAGAGGAGGUGGAGGCUGAGGCAGUGAAUCGUGCCUGUAUUCUGGCACAUCAGACCGAUUGUCCAUUGUAUGUAGUGCAUAUCAUGAGUAAAUCGGCAGGCGUUGAGUUGGCCCGUGCACGCAGACGUUACCAGAAUCGGGGUAUUUAUGGCGAAACUCUGGCUGCGGCGCUCGGCACCGAUGGUGGAAACUACUGGCAUGAAUGUUUCCAACACGCGGCGGCACAUGUGCUUAGUCCACCGCUACGCCCCGAUCCAACAACACCUGAAUUUUUGAUGAAACUUCUGUCGCAUGAUGAUCUGCAGACAACCGGCAGCGACAACUGCACUUUCAAUAAGGAGCAUAAAGAGCUGGGCAAAGGCAAUUUCACCAAGAUUCCCAAUGGGGUGAAUGGCGUCGAGGAUCGCAUGUCCAUCGUUUGGCAGAAGGGUGUACAUGCUGGUCUAUUGGAUCCAUGCCGUUUCGUCGCCAUCACCAGCACCAAUGCCGCCAAAAUAUUCAAUCUUUAUCCACAAAAGGGACGCAUUGAUGUGGGCUGUGAUGCAGAUAUCGUAAUCUGGAAUCCAAAUGCAACACGCACUAUUUCCAAGGAGACACAUCAUCAUGCAUGCGAUUUUAACAUUUUCGAGGGUAUGGUGUGCCAUGGUGUGCCUGAGAUUGUAUUGGUACGUGGACGUAUUUGCGUCGAGGAUGGUGCUGUGCGCGUAGCUGAGGGUUAUGGCCGAUUCAUCAAUACACCAACACGUCCGCCACACGUCUACGAUGUGCUCGAGGGUGUAGUACCGUUAAAUGAGGAGCAUAACGGUGAAGAUCAUGAGGAGCAGCUGAAUGGCGGCUUGAAGAAGUUGAAUUUGGGCGCAUUGGAAAUCGAAAUACCCUACCAAGAGCCAAUUUCACGCACACUCUUGGCAUCCAUGCCUGGUGCGAAUGAGUCGUUAGCUAGCACACCGUCGGGUCGUGGACGCGUCGAAGGUACGCGCAACAUGCAAGAAUCAACGUUUUCCGUUAGCGAAGAGCUGGAUAAAUCAUGCGCUCGUUCGUGCAUUCGUGUUAGAAAUCCACCAGGGGGUAAAUCCUCUGGUUUCUGGUAAACUAGCACAACAUCUACUCUCAGUCAUCAUCACACACCAACUAGCACCAAAUCGCACAAUUCGUUACAAACAUACAUACGUACAUGUUAGAGAUUUGAGUGAGCCAUAACGGCGGCAUGCAAGUGAAUUGCUUUGCAUGCAUGUGGAUGGAUUUAGCAAUAGUUAGCGAACAACAACAAAUCCACAAUUAAAGUAACGUAAAUCAAAUGUAUGGAAUGAUAAGCUACUGAACCAAAUUUCUGUUCUACGAGUAAAAAAGCAUUAACGAAUAGUAAAUGAAGAUUAUGAAUAUUUAAAUUUAAUUAUACAACAGUUAAAUUCAUAUACCCGUACAUACAUACAUACAUACAUUCGCAUGCACGAGUAUGUAUGUGUGUACUACGUGUACUUGUAUGUAGCCACUAAAGUGUAAAGUGCAUAGAGAAUCAUAAAAUAAUUGUAUUGUAUUGUAAUAUCUGCUUAUUUGUGCAAUCAUAAAUAUUUUACGUAUUAGCUUAAAAAUUGUUUUGUUUUUGAACUACGUGCAUAUGAAUUUAUAUAUUUGUUUUUAUAAUACAUACAUAAACGUAUAACACAUUUAUAUUGUAAUUAAACAACAACAAAAACUGAAUUUAUAAUUAAUUUCGCCUUCUCACGCCUUCACUUACCCUGCACACGCACUCAUUUUCGCACGUGAAAUGGUUUUAGAAGUGCGUGAGCACACAUUUUCCUAAGUGACUUAAAACCAAUUUCUUUCUUUACUUUAGAUACCUACAUUUAUACUCUUACAAACAAAAAAGCGAUUAUUUGUAGAUCGUAUAUUUGAAAUACUAGAUUAAAUUUGUAAGACGAUUUCUACCUAAUUUUUAUUCAUAUUGAAAUAAUGAAUAUACAAAUUAACAUUUAAUAAAUCAUCAUCGUUGUAUGCUACAAAAAA